Messenger RNA from Peronospora farinosa, 444 nucleotides. The record is from the annotation of a GenBank genome assembly. NCBI's taxonomy places the organism in Eukaryota, Oomycota, Peronosporomycetes, Peronosporales, Peronosporaceae.
AUGUUCACAGCGGAUAAUCCACAGACCGAUGGUCAAACCGAACGUGUUAAUCGCGUCGUUGAAGAUAUCCUCUGCAUCUUGGUUGCUGAAAUGCCUAAGCGUUGGAGCUCUAUGCUCCCUGUUGUAGAGUUUGCACUCAAUAACUCCGUGCACGCCUCUACCGGCUACACUCCGUUCUAUGUGAAUGGCCUUACACACCCACACGUUCCAUUAACGAUCCUACCGAGUGGCUCAGGGAUUAGUGGGGUAGAGGUUGUCGAACGGCUUGCUAAUUUCAGCCUUAUUACUGUUAAGAAGCAGGUGAACGCGUUUCUCGCGACGCAGUUGAAUGUCUUACGACAUGUGCGUGACGCAAUGGCUUAUAGCCAAGAUCAACACAAAGAAUAUGCGGAUGCUAAAGGCAGAAGCUGUAUUUAUUGUUAUGAGAUCGGAGACCAAGUCUAA